AGUUCCGCGGUCGUCCGCCGACUCGUUGCGGCGCUGACGUGCGAUACGCUGAACUAGUGUUUCCACCGUGAAAUUGCCAGUGUUAUUUGUUUAUACCUACUAUGGAUUUGAUUACAUGACCUCAAGGAUUUACUAUCGAUAGUGAGGUGCACUGUAUACAUGUUUAUGAUUUGAAACUGCAAAUAUUGUAAAACGGGUCGGCCGUGUUCGUUUUUGUGCUGAAUGGUGAUUAAAAGUAAUUUACUUUGCUUUUACGGUAUAGAGGGUCGGUGCGUAUCGAUCGCAUAUUGAAACAAAGCCGUGGAUUGUUUUGGCGGCGAAGGGAAACCUGGAGCAGUUUUAGGUGUGCGAGUCUAGCUGGUAGUGCGAGGAUGGUGUUCAAGUGAUUGUUCAUUGAUGGUGCCGCUUCCGCAGUGAUAGUGUUAACUAUAGUGCUGUUAAGUGCUGAAUGGAUUGUGUCUCUUUGGGAUUGCCAUCGCCAGUCACCGAUAGAUCUAGCUGGGAACGGGCUACAAUGGUGUGUGUGUGUGCGGGGCUGCGGGGGGCGGGCGCGGGCAGCCGGCGCGCAUGGCGGCGCCAAUGAGGGAGGGCGCGCCGGCCGGCGGAGCUCGCCCCGCGCCCCCCGCGCACCACGCGCACCCCUCGCACCACGCGCACCACGCCAACUUCGAGUACGAUGACAACGAAUGGGACAUCGGCAUAGGAGACCUCAUCAUAGACCUAGAUGCCGACAUAGAGAAGACGGACGAGGCGGACGAGGCGGGCGGCAUGGCGGCGCGCGCCGAGCCGGACGCGCAGCGCACCGCGCUCAAGAUGAAGAUCAAGCGCACCAAGCCCGGCACCAAGAGCUCAGAGGCCAAGCACGAGAUCGUCAAGUCCAACGAGGUCAACGGCGAGGCGAAGACCGCCACCGCGGCCGCCGCGCCGCCCGCCGCCAAGAGGGGCUCCGGCGGCCAUCGGCGGGACAAGGCCCGCGACAAGCAUCAUCACCCUCACACGCAUCCUCACCCUCACCCUCCGCACGACGUUAACGGAGUGCCGAGGGUGCCACCGCCGCCUAACGCGCCCGGUCCUCCCGCGCCGCCGCCGGCCGCGCUACCCUCUGCUUCCGCACACGCGACGCACCAGCCGCACGCGACACACUCGUCGCCCGCGCAACCGAAGCCCGAGCAGCGCCCCGGCGCGCCGAGACUCGAACCAAAACCCUCGUCGUCGCCCGCGGCCGCGCCCGCCGCGCCUUCUACGCCGGCGCCCGCUCCGCCGGCUUCGCCCGCGCCGGCCCCCGCACUCUCGGCCAAGCCUGAACCCGACGACUCCCGACAGGAGCACAGCAGUCAGCCGCCGACUAAGAAACAAAAAACUGAAUCUAAGGAGACGGCUGAAGUAUGUGUGGGGACGUCUGUGGGCACGAUCACCGAGCCUGACUGCCUCGGUCCCUGCGAGCCUGGUACAUCGGUCACGCUGGAGGGCAUCGUGUGGCACGAAACGGAAGGUGGAGUACUGGUGGUGAAUGUGACGUGGCGAGGGAAGACUUACGUCGGGACACUGUUGGACUGUACGAGACACGACUGGGCGCCGCCACGAUUUUGCGAUUCUCCUACGGAAGAAUUGGACGCCCGGACUCCAAAAGGGCGGGCGAAACGCGGACGCGGCGCCGCGCCCACAGACAUGACGAACUUCACAGAGACGCGUUCCUCGGUCCAUAGCAAAUUAAGGAACGGCGGUGCCAAGGGACGACGGGCGCUGCCCUCACCCACACCGUUCACACCUCCAAGACCGGACUCCAAAAGAAAACGGAACUCCGAUGCCGAGGAGAGACCCCCCACUCCCAAAGCGAAACGUCCACCGCCCACAACAUCCUCUCCACCUCCUGACCCGGUGCUGCUCGAGUGCCCAGAGCCGAACUGCUCCAAGAAAUACAAGCACGCGAACGGUUUGAAGUACCACAGAUCGCAUGCACACGGGUCACCUGAUGAAGAAGACAAAGACGGCUCCAGCUCAGAGCAAGAAGAGACUGCAACGGAGCCCGCGUCACCGGCGCGGCCGCCUUCAGAACCGGCCACCCCUGCGACCCCGGUGAAAUCUCCUACACCCACUAAGUCACCUGAAGAGAAGAGCGAUAAGUCACCAGAAAAGUCUCCGGAAAAAACGGAACCAGUCGAAUCACCCCCACAACCCCGGUUCGAGGAGUUCGCGUCGACACCGGAGCCUCCUCCAGUGAACGAGCGACCGCCGACACCUUCCGCUCCGAGUACUCCCCCGCCAGAAUCUCAUCCUCCACAACAGCCGACAACACAGUUGACACAGUUCAAGGUGAAGCCACGGUCGGCACUAAUGCCGUCUGAGGAGCGAAAGUCGACGGAGUCUCCAGACGGGUCGCCGGGGAAGCGUCGUCGUCGUUCCCCGACCCCGGGCGUGCGGUCGCCCGCCUACUCCGACAUAUCCGACGAUGCGGCACCCCCGGAGGGCGCCGCUGACGCUGAACACAGAACCUUCCCGGUCUAUCAUCAGUACUACGGACAGUCGCCAUACCUGCCGCCGUCGCAUCCUGCCACCGCGCCUCCCACGGAUAAGGGGAAAGAAGACCUGUCAAAGGACCCCAAAGCUGACCUUAAGGACGGUAAACCCGAAGGUGGUUCGCAGAAGGUGUUGCCUCCCCACUUCUAUCCCUACAACUAUGUCCCAAAUUUUCCCUACAACGUGGAAUCCGGCCCCCCUCCUGGAGCACCCCUAGAUGACAAAUCCAAAGAAUCAGAUCGUUCGAAAACAACUCCCAGUCCGUUAGACAAGAGUAAACAGUCGAGGAACUCGGACGCAAAGGACCCGUCGAGGCCGAAUGAAAACCAUCAAAUAUUGAAAGAGAGUAUAGAAAUGAAAGCUCAAAUGGGACCCUACGCCUUCCAACGACCGCCGCACGCGAGGGAAGAGGAAUUAAGGAGGUAUUACAUGAGUCUCGACCAACGUCGUAAGGAAGGUGGCGAUGGGAAGCAGGUGGGUCCCGGCGCGGCCUCAGGGGGGGGAGUGAGACCUCAACCAGCACACAAACCCAAGGACAAGGAUGACAAGCCCAAAGAGGAAGUUAAAGUGAAGCAGGAAGGCCAGAAGCCGACGACGGAGACGCAAGGUCCGCCUCCGCCCCCUACCUCCCAGUACUAUCUCCCGCCAUACAUGCAACCGCCGCACUACGGAGCUUUGCCCUUCGACCCCGUGUACCGCGCGCCACUCAGCCCGAUGCUAGUGCCGGGCUUCGGCGGCGGCUGGACCGUGCCUCGCUAUCACGCGCCCGAGGACCUGUCUCGGCCGGGGGCACCGGCUAAAUUGGAACUGCUACCUGGCCACGGGGCGCAGUACUACGGGCCGCACGCUCCUCACGCCCCUCACGCUCCGCACGCGCCUCACGCGCCGCCACACAAGAUACACGAACUGCAGGAACACGCGAAGUCUCCUCAGGGCAAGCCGCCGCGGCCGGAGCCGCCCAAGGACGCCCCUCGGUCUCCGCCCCCGCAGCGCCACGUCCACACGCAUCACCACACGCACGUAGGACUCGGCUACCCGAUAUACCCGCCGCCAUUCCCUGGGGCCCGAUAGCAUUCGGCCGAUAAGCGGCCAAGCCCCGCACACGUCUAACUAAUCCCAAUAGAAAGAUGUCAUUCUUCAAUACUAACGGGAUGUGGACGUAACGUUGUGAAGAGUUUAAUAGAAGAUUGUGUGUUCCAGCGGCAGCCGUACUGGCGAGUACCCAGGCGGUAGUCAACUCCUUCCCGACGCCGCCAAAAUGAGAAAAAGCUAAAGGAAAGCUCACAAGUCCCCAGCCGACCUCACAAUCCCGAGGAUUCGAAAGGAAUCGACGCACGUGAGACGAAACUCGCCUGCCUGCGACCGGAACUGACGUAUACAAACUACGUACCGGACUAUACGGUGACCACGUGACCGGACAAAAACUAUACGGGAAUGUGUGUCGCCGCGGACUGAUCUCCAGUGAACCCGAGUGUAUGUGAUGUGCGUUGUUUGAUACAAAGUGAACUCAGAGGUUAGCCGGACCUCGUGUCGUGUGACUGACUGUUUUGUGGGCGAUCAGAUGGUGAAUAGUUAAGGGACGAUUGAACAUGGACUCCUGUCAGCUCGUACGGAGCUUACCUUAGGUCGACUAGUGAGAGCACAAACUAGUUCUGUAUAUAUUAGAAUGAUAUGUAAAUUCCUUACUAUAUUAGUGUUCAGCGUCGGUUAUUGUAAUAUA
Molecule: messenger RNA, 4237 nt
Organism: Danaus plexippus (monarch butterfly)
Lineage: Eukaryota; Metazoa; Arthropoda; Insecta; Lepidoptera; Nymphalidae
Product: zinc finger protein 608
Exons: 12
Coding region: 568-3588 (1006 amino acids)
Biological process (GO): regulation of transcription by RNA polymerase II
Cellular component (GO): nucleus
Source: RefSeq, a predicted model, not a curated record